AUGAAUAAAACCAACAGGGGCAAGAAGCUGUCGUCACCUUCCUCUCGUAAGAUGCGAGUGGAAACGCCUUCGGUGGCUUACAAGACCAAUCCAGACGCCGCAGAGUCCACCGUUCCCACCUCUUCGUGGGAGAUCGAGACGCUGGGUUGCCGCAAUCGUCGUGCCGCACGCCGCAAUGCUAAGUUAUUGCAAAACGAAAACGACAUCAACGACGCCAUGCUCCAGUUUGCCGUGGAUGUGUACAUGGAGCUGAGAGCAGCCACUGGGGCCGCCACUGGAGACCCGUGCAACGUGAUCUUCUCUCCUUUCGCCGUGCAGACAGUGAUGGCCAUGAUGAUGGCUCUGUCGGGCGGGACCACUGCCGAGCAACUGGCUGAAGCCCUGCACCUGCAGAACAUACAGGACGAAGAUUUCAAGCUGUACAUGCAGCGUCGCGCGUGCAAGCUCACCUGCCUGGCGGGAGGCUUCAGCUACUUCUGCUUCAACAACAAGACGCAGCUCAUAACGGGCCGUCACGUGGUCCCUCGUACCGCUCCGGGCGACCCUCUACGCACGGUCACCGACUCCCUGCUCGUGGAGCACCGGCACGUUGAUUUCGCACAAGAUGGUGAGAGCGUGAGGGAAAGCGUCAACGAGUGGCUGCACGUGAUGUCGGCCUUCGAGUGCGAGAACGCCAUCCCCCAGGGAACUCUCGACGAGACCACGUCCCUCCUGGUGGUGAGCGUGACGUCACUGCGAACGGCCGACUGGAAAUGGAAGUUCCAUCUAAGGGACACCACUUCUGGAAUUUUCUACGAGUCUUCCGGAGUCCAGAAAGAGGUCAGUAUGAUGUACCAACGGGGUCGCUUUCCUACGGCCGACUGCGAUGACGAACUGGAUGCCACGGUCCUAGAGCUCCGAUACCGGCGCUACAAGAAGUCCAUGGUGCUCCUACUGCCACACAAACGCAACGGACUAAGCACCCUGGAGACAGCGCUGACGGGGCCCAGGCUGCAGAGCUGCCUUGACCGCCUCCAAGACCGAGGUAGCGUGGACGUCAGGCUGCCCAAGUUCGCCGUCAAGCAGACGUUCGACCUCAAGGACGUGCUGCCCGGAUUGGGAGUCUUGGACGUGUUUGUGUCGGGCAUCGCCGACAUGUCGAGUUUGGCGUCAGACGAAGUCGACCCUUCUAGUUUCUCCGAAGGAGGUCCCCACCUGUCGAUUGCCGUGCAGUGCGUCUCAUUACAGACCAAAGAGAAAGGCCACAAGGUUGGCCCAUGGGAGGAUAAGGAGGCUAGCAUCACGUUCACUGUUGAUCACCCCUUCAUGUUCGUCGUCCUUAGCAGAGAUCCUGAAGCGAUACUCCUGAUGGGAUCGGUGAGGGAAGUCUGUCUUCCCUACAUUUAG
This is a messenger RNA of Rhipicephalus microplus (southern cattle tick), 1386 nucleotides long. RefSeq names its product iris. The record is from RefSeq and is a predicted model, not a curated record. Lineage: Eukaryota; Metazoa; Arthropoda; Arachnida; Ixodida; Ixodidae. Gene Ontology annotation, molecular function: serine-type endopeptidase inhibitor activity.